AUGAAAGUGAACUAGCUACAAUGUAUAUACAAUUUUAAUAGCAAUUGCACAAAUGCUUCAGAAGAUGUCUUGACUAAAAAUGAAACUCUCAAGAGUUAGUUUGCUACAUGUACUAGCUAUACUUUACAUCACUUCAAGCACAGAUUCUCAAGACUGCACCUCUGGAGUUAGAUUUGUCGAUGAUUCAACUAAUGGUGACAGGAAAAUUGAGAUUUAUACGAAAAAGUGGUUGUUCGUUUGCGCUUUCAGUGGAUGUAAAAACACUGGUUCAGAUUGUGACCUUAUGGCAUGUACGAAUCAUACGAUUAAGAAUAACACUGAGUGCCUGGCAACAAGCACUUAUUCUGGAUCUCAGCUAACAACAUCAACCAAUGCAAGUGAACAGCCCACAAUUCAGUCUACGGACCUCUCCAGUGGACUUGGAGCAUUAAUAGCAGUGCAAUUUCUUGUGAUAAUUGGAAUGAUUACUGGAUGGGUUUGUACACGUGUACAAAUGAAAAGGAAGAAGGGAAAAUACACUAUCUCCAAUGCUAUGCAUAUCGAGAACCCUGCCUACAGGGAUAUCCACCACACGGAGCCUCAACCAACACCAAAUCUGGCUCAUUACAGCAGUCAGGACACUUCCUACGACAUUCAAAACGCUAGCUCGAAACACAGCGAAGAUGAACACCACACGUACGCUGUGAUACCUGCUGAUAGGUCCACUGCCGUAGGGAAACGGCCAGCUAGCUUGAUGGAUAACUCCAGGGAAUUAGUGUUACAUGAGGUCUCUGCUGCCCCCCCACCACCCAUUCCAAGGAGAUUUUCUGCUUGUGAUACCAGUAUACCCCAGAGAUUAAGCAUAGCCUUUUGCAGCACCAGACAAAGUUCCCUACAAGAUUCCCCCACUAGGUUAAGUGUUUUACAUAGCGAUUCUUUAAAUGAGCCCCAGGGAAACAUCUACCAAUUACCGGAUCGAGAGUAUGAAGAAAGUAGUGACGGUGAGCAUAUCUACCACAUUCUAGAGGACGGGGGUUUCAAUGACUCAAAUGAACAAACGCUGGGUCGAAUCUCAUGGUUUGGAUCUGAUGCUGGAGUGAUAUGUGCCGCUGAUGACGUUUCCUCAAUUUCCAGUGAGGAGGACUGGGAGGGAAGGACACCCACUACUUACGAGGUACCGAAAUCCUUGUUGGCAGUUCAAGAUGAAAUACGAUCAUUAUAAGUACACUACUAAAAUACACAAACUUGAAUGAAUAUUUACAUUAGUUCAAAUAUUGAAAGCUAACAAUUAUUGGAAAAUCGGCCCAUGCAUACAUACAGUACUUCAUGUACUAGAUCACAAACACAACUUGUAAACUUUGACCUUUUGGAUACGCCGCUUUGUACUAUUCAAUGACAGGAAAUGAAUGAUGUGACUGUGAUUUCAUUACACUUUUACAGACUUUAAUAUCUAUUGUAGAUCAUGUAGAUUUUCAUAAUUUUUGUAUUAUUAAUUAUUGUAAGUACACGCAGUGGAAUGUAUCUACAUGAUGUAGGCCUAUUAUUGCAAGUCAUGAUCAUUACGUCAACAAUCUUGACAUCUAUAUGUAAUAUAAUUAUUGACUGAAACCA
Halichondria panicea is the source of this 1590-nucleotide messenger RNA. RefSeq lists its product as uncharacterized. The record is from RefSeq and is a predicted model, not a curated record. The transcript is spliced from 3 exons. Lineage: Eukaryota; Metazoa; Porifera; Demospongiae; Suberitida; Halichondriidae. Bases 80 to 1201 code for a protein of 373 amino acids.